Macrosteles quadrilineatus (aster leafhopper) is the source of this 833-nucleotide messenger RNA. RefSeq lists its product as uncharacterized. The record is from RefSeq and is a predicted model, not a curated record. The transcript has 6 exons. The coding region runs from base 210 to 833 and encodes 207 amino acids. Lineage: Eukaryota; Metazoa; Arthropoda; Insecta; Hemiptera; Cicadellidae.
UGUUCAUAUGAGCUGGCUUGCAGCAUACAAAUUGUCUAUUACCUUCUAACAAGAAGCUAAACACCAAUUGUAAACACAAACUAACACACUCGACUGUGUUACAGUAGAAACGUGUACGUGUUCUGCAACCGAGAUAACUUGUUGUGUGGUUUCACGAGCAGAGACAGCUAACGAGGCGGAUUUUUGAGGUUUGCACAGUUUAUAAAAUAAUGAAGCCAGUUUUAACCCAGUUCUGCUGCACAACUCCUCUUAGAUCAGGCUGCAAAGUGAUUGGUGCUUUUCUAAUCAUAUCUGCGACAUUGUAUUUGGGCCGGCAUUUUACUCAGCAUCAACCAAUUGAGUCAGACGAAAGAGUUGCACAAUUUCUUAAACUAGUUUCCACAAUCUCUGUGGCUGGAUCUGUAUGCAGUUACAUCAUUGGAAUCAUCCUAUUGGUCGGAGUUUACAAGGAUGUGCUGCAAAUGUUACUUGGGUCUUCGGUAUUGUUGUUCCUGUAUGCAGUCAGUCUUCUUGCAGUUGCUGGUUAUAUGUUAUACAUUUGUCAUGCGAUAUAUUUUAUCACUCUGACGAUUUAUGAAUUGGUGAACCUUUACUUCGCAAUCGUUGUGUUCAGUUAUUACCUAGAGAGAAAGGAAGAGACGCAGUUUUUGACAACUUUGGAUGGACCAAUGAGGUCUGCACUUGAACGACAAAGGGACCAAGCUAAAGAACAAGGUGGUCCCGACCCUAUGAGGGCAGCUCUCAUGAAAUAUAGAACCGAUAUUAAAGAAGAAAAAAGAAAGGAAAAUCAACUAAAUCAAGCAGGCUCCUCUCAGCCAACUACAGGGAAUUAA